AUGCUGAAUUAUACCCUGAGCAACAUAUGCGGGUGCGUGUACACCGGGGGGAAAAUCCGCUUUAGCGGAGAUGGCAACUCUCUCUUCGUGCCAGUGAACAACCGAAUCAACGUCUACGAUCUGAACAACAAUAAAUGCAACACGCUACGGUCAGAAAGCAAAAAUGAUUUGAGGCAUGUAAUAAUUCAUCCGAACAUGGAAAUAGCGAUAACGAUAGAUAAGUUUGAGUACGGGUGCAUAUUAAACCUGUUAAAGGAUCAGAUAAUGUCUCGGAUACUUUUCAAAUCGAAGACAGGGAUUGUAACUUCUUUUAAUUACGAGAAUAUGUUUUCUCCUCAGGAAGAGCAGGAUUCGGUAAAUUGCGCAUUGUUUACACACAGAGGGGAGUACUUCCUACUUGGCAUCGGGAGGAGAGUCGUUAUAUGGAAAAGCCCGAACAGGAAGAAUAACUACAGGUUGGUUAAAUACAACGACAUUUGCUACCACUCGAUGAAUAUAACGUGGAUUGAUGUGUCGGAGGAUGACCGCUUCUUCUUAACAUGCUCAUAUGACCUAACCAUUCGGAUCCAUACUGUGGAGAAGAAGCGGAAGGUGCGGCCCACCGUUUUGGGCGGUAACAAGAGCAUUAUCGUGGCGGCUUUCUUUUCCAAGGGGGGGGAUUUCAUCUUCAGUGUGAACAAGUCUGGCCUGAUUUUGGUCUGGUCGUACGAGGGUGAAGAGCUCGGCGAAACGAUCGGCGAAAAGGUCGUCGAAAAGGUCGUCGAAAAGGUCGGCGAAACGAUCGGCGACGUGACAGAAGAAGCGUCUGAAGAGCCAUUGUCCGCAUUGUCCGCAUUGUCCGCAUUGUCGGGCCCCACCAAGGCAUUCACGAGGAGGUGGCGACAGAAGAAGGUAUACUUCUGCAACCAGGAGAAGGGUGAGGAGGUAACGAGCGUAUGUUUCAAUAGAGAGCACUGUCUGCUGGUUAUUGCCUACUCAAGUGGGCGGUUCGGAAUUUACAGUGCGCCUGACAUGACAUCCCUAUACACGAUAAGCAUAAACGCAUGUACGAUAGACGACAUUACCAUUAGUAGCGAUGGGCAAUGGAUAGCCCUUGCGGAGGCGAACAAUGGCACCAUCAUUGUUUGGGAGUGGAAGAGCGAAAGUUAUAUUCUGAAACAAAGUACCACUAGCAGGAAUGUCAUGUGUGUGAAAUUCUCACCCAUCAUUAGUCACCUGAAGAUAGGGAGUCACGUUGUAGAAACGGCAAAUGCCUAUCAUGAGAGUGAAAAUUUUACAAGUAAAUUUGUUAUCGUCACGGGUAAUGAAGACGGUAGUGUUCGUUUGUAUGAUUACGUUAGUUAUAUGAACUUUGUUACCUUUUCUGUUCACACAGAUGCAGUAACCGAUGUGUGUUUUCUCCCCCAGGGGAAUGCGUUUGUAUCCUGCUCACUGGAUGGUACAGUUCGUGCGUUCGACUUGUUGAGGUAUCGGAACUUUAAGGUGUACACGGCGUGUGGACUAGACGAGGAUAUCACAAGUGGCAGUGUUGCUCCCCCGGAACUGCGGGUCCAGUUCCUAUGUGUGAGCGUGAAUCUAAGUGGGAAUAUUGUGGCUGCGGGGGGUAGAGGCACAGAGUACGUCGUAUACAUUUGGAACGUGCAAACGGCUAAAUGUAUCGACAAGUUGUACGGACACAAUUCGCCAAUUAUUAAAGUUUGUUUCAGCACGAGCCUCAAAAAUGAAGGCAUAAUAGCUAGUUGUUCGUGGAGCAAGAAGGUACUACUGUGGGAUCUAUACGCAAGAAGGAACAAAGGAAGCAAGUUCGAAGAGAUGGUAAAUUCACAUGAUGUUUCCUACAUGUGUUUUGACCCCAGAGGAAAUGACAUACUAGCUAUUUGCACCAUGAGUUGUAAGAUCCUCUUCUGGGAUGUGAAUUCUCAAGAAAUUAUUGGCACGGUGGAAGGAGCCAGGGACAUUAAGAGGGGACGAUUCAUUGGACAACAAUAUUCAUCCAUUCCGAGGAUGAACAAGCGGAAGAAAAUAAUGAAUGGGAAUCAUGGAGGAAAUGGAAAAGAGGAUGACACUAUGUAUGAGGAUGAAUUGGAAGAUGAAGGAAUCAACUCAGUAGUGAACCAGAAUUGCUACUUUACUGCAGUGGAUUACAUACAAAACGGGAACUACAUAAUUGGGUGCGCAAAUUGUAGCGUGUCUCUUUACAUCUACGAUACGAACUUGUAUGUUCUGAUGAAAAUAAUUGAUCUGACUACAAACUUUUGCGUGGAUGGAAUUAGGAGGGAAAUCUCAAGGAGGUACCUAACUGCCAACGGUACGAACAUUUGUGAGUUCGACCUCAGUGAUGAAGAGGGAGAUAUCUACACCGACAAGUACAGGGUUAUUAAUAGGAAAAAAAAAAAUAAUAUGCUUCCUGGAAGUAUGGAGGAACACUGGAUGGUUAACAAGUUUAAGAAGCAUAAACUUAUGUUGAAUCGGUUGAGCAUCUCCGGUGACGACAGACACGUAGCCGUUGCUUCUAGCGUAGGUUUGUAUGUAUUUACGAAAGACCACCAAUUUCAGUACGUCGUUCCGGUCAGGUGGUGCUCAAAAAGCGAGGAUAGGAAGAACAUAACUUCGGUGGGAAGCGUUUCCUACCGUGGACUUGUGGCUCCCCUACUGUAUGAACCGCAAUAUUUAACAGAACAUGUGAAUGUACGUAAUUUGAAAAUAGCCGUGAGCAGGAAUGAAUACGUGAAGGCAUUCCUCCUAUGUCUGGCUCUAAAUAGUUACGAACACAUGGUAGAGGUGUAUGAGAAGACCCCCUACCACGUGGUUCCCCUGUGUGUGAAAAUUCUAACCAAGCCCUUUGUCUUUUUACUUAUUAAUUUUAUCAAGGUGUUGCUCCUUAACGAUACGAUGAAGCAUAUCCACCUGCAUCUGUGUUAUUUGAAUGCCAUUUUUACGAGUCACUUUAGCAUUUUCGUGAAUUCAGAUUUGGGGGGUCAGGCUUCCCGGGGUGGUGGGGCUAGGGUAGCGUCUCCCCACGCGGCUGAAGAUUAUAGGAACGCGUUGCUCCUCAUACUGAAACAGCUAUUCACGGUGUACAACGGGCUGCAGCACCUCUAUGGGGAUAAUACCCAUGUGUUGCGUUACCUCUGCUCGCAGGGGAUGUAG
This is a messenger RNA of Plasmodium knowlesi strain H, 3150 nucleotides long. RefSeq names its product periodic tryptophan protein 2, putative. Gene Ontology annotation, biological process: ribosomal small subunit assembly; maturation of SSU-rRNA from tricistronic rRNA transcript (SSU-rRNA, 5.8S rRNA, LSU-rRNA). Bases 1 to 3150 code for a protein of 1049 amino acids. The record is from RefSeq and is a predicted model, not a curated record. Lineage: Eukaryota; Apicomplexa; Aconoidasida; Haemosporida; Plasmodiidae. Gene Ontology annotation, cellular component: Pwp2p-containing subcomplex of 90S preribosome; small-subunit processome. Gene Ontology annotation, molecular function: protein binding. The transcript has a single exon.